Molecule: messenger RNA, 2089 nt
Organism: Tarenaya hassleriana
Lineage: Eukaryota; Viridiplantae; Streptophyta; Magnoliopsida; Brassicales; Cleomaceae
Exons: 5
Coding region: 269-1747 (492 amino acids)
Source: RefSeq, a predicted model, not a curated record
AAAAAAACUUCUGUUGUCGUUUGCAGGAGAAAGCUACUUCACUCCUUCCUUCGUUCAUCCGUCUCCGAACCCUACAUUCUUGUUCAGUCGACAGCAACCUCCGAGCUAAUCUUCUCUUGAGACCCGUAUAAGUUUCUUCGGAGUUUCUUUUCCGCAUUCCUUCCCGGGGACGAGCGCCGGAAUGUUGGUUUCCGACCGCAGUCGUUGUGUCUGUUUAUGGAUGUGGAUACUUUCCGUGGAGAACCUUUGACGCUAUCUUUGUGUUGCCAUGGGGAAGAAUACCGACGAGGAGCGUAUUCAGCAGGCGAGCGACGCUGCCGUGGCGGCUGAGAAUAAUGCGCGUCGUAGCAGAUGCUCCGGUUGUUGUUUUUGCGGCUGGAUCUCGAGAUUCGUUAGCCUCAGAUGUGUUCUGGUUCUGGCGUUUUCUGCUGCGGUGUUUCUUUCCGCGUUGUUUUGGUUGCCUCCGUUCCUCGGAUUUAGAGAUCGGAAAAAUCUGGAUCUGGAUCUCGACCCAAGGUUCAAAGAUCAUGCGAUAGUGGCGAGUUUUGAUGUUGAAAAAUCAGUUUCAUUCUUAGAGGAGAAUAUGUUACAGCUUGAGAACGAUAUCUUCGAUGAAAUAGGCAUCCCAAACACAAAAGUUGUUGUUCUAGGUCUUGAACGUUUUGGUAAAAACUCGAACAGAACAAGGGUUGUGUUUGGAGUUGAUCCUAAGAAGAAGAACUCAAAGAUAUCUCCCGAAAUCCAGAGUUUGAUAAGAGCGGCUUUCGAAACUUUGGUCAUAAAGGAUUUGUCUUUUCGCUUGACCGAAUCCUUGUUUGGCCAACCCUUCUUAUUCGAGGUGCUGAAAUUCCCUGGAGGAAUCACCAUUAUCCCUCCGCAGCCGAUAUUCCCUCUUCAGAAAGUGCAAAUACAUUUCAACUUCACCUUGAACUUCUCAAUAGACCAAAUACAAUCAAAUUUCUACCAACUCACAAGCCAGCUGAAGCAGGGAAUAAACCUUUCACCAUAUGAGAAUUUAUACGUAACUUUAUCAAACUCCAGAGGAUCGACGGUCUCUCCUCCUACAACGGUUCAGUCUUCUGUUCUGAUGAUAUUUGGUAAUAACCCUUCGAGGCUGAAGCAGAUUGUUCAAACCAUCACCAGCUCCCAUUCAAAAAACCUCGGCCUCAACCACGCGGUCUUUGGUAAGGUUAAGCAAGUCUGUCUUUCCUCAAUCCUGCAACAUUCCCUCAAUGAUGGAAAAGGAGGAAAUGCCCCAUCAUUGUCCCCAAACCCUGCCCCUCAACCUAGUCCCCAUCAUCACCAUAACAGCUACUUAUCUCCUCACCUUGCUCCUGAACCUUCACCUGGCAACAAUGGCUUUGCACCUGCAUCAGCACCCACCAAACAUUCUCGUAUACCUUGGAAGAGUGGCAUUGCCUAUCCGCCUUGCCAUUUUCGGUACUGGAGGUCAAACAGAAACAUCAGUCCAAAGCUGUCUCCUCACCAUCUGGUGGCUUCAACACCGAUACAGUCACCAGCACCAAGCCCUGCUCCGAUUCACCAUUCAAUCCCAGCCUCCAGUCCUUCGCCAAAUCCCGUGCUCGCUAAUACACAGUCUCCAUCAAGAAAUGACCCAGAAACUCAACAGCCCCAUGAAUCGCCAACAAUCUCACCACCACCUUCUCAAAAUUCUUCCGCUCACAUAGGCCAGACAAGGAAAUGGGCAAGAUUGAUCCUUGUAUUAGCAGCUGUAAUGUGUCUGUAAUACAAAAUGCAGGAGAGAAGCUGCUUAACGUUCAAGCUGUAAAAGACAAAGCAGCAGUUCUUAAGCACUUCUUACUCAAAGGUAACUGUAUAAAUCAGCAGAAGAACAUAUGUAAUCCACAUUUAUACAUAAGAAAAAGCAAAGAAAGAAAUGAAGAGAGCAAAUAGGUUUUGUAAGAGCGGGUUGCAGCACAAAAAGUGUGUUUAUGCGACCCCCCCUCAUAUAUAUAUAUACAUACACACACACAACAUUUUCUAUGCAUUCUGUAAAUAAAGUGUUUUUUAUGAUGAAUUGGCAGACAAGACAAUGAAAGUGGGUUAAUACCCAAUUGGGUUUUGACUA